AUGUCGGCGGGCUUUGCGAAGCGGGUCCUGGUGACCGGGGGUGCUGGUUUCAUUGCAUCCCAUGUGAUUGUUUCUUUAGUAGAAGAUUAUCCAAACUAUAUGAUCAUAAAUCUAGACAAGCUGGAUUAUUGUGCAAGCUUGAAGAAUCUUGAAACCGUUUCUAACAAACAAAACUACAAAUUUAUACAGGGUGACAUAUGUGAUUCUCACUUUGUGAAACUGCUUUUUGAAACAGAGAAAAUAGAUAUAGUACUACAUUUUGCUGCACAAACACAUGUAGAUCUUUCAUUUGUACGUGCCUUUGAGUUUACCUAUGUUAAUGUUUAUGGCACUCAUGUUUUGGUAAGUGCUGCUCACGAAGCCAGAGUGGAGAAAUUUAUGUAUGUCAGCACAGAUGAAGUGUAUGGAGGCAGUCUUGAUAAGGAAUUUGAUGAAUCUUCACCCAAACAACCUACAAAUCCUUAUGCAUCAUCUAAAGCAGCUGCUGAAUGUUUUGUACAGUCUUACUGGGAACGAUAUAAGUUUCCAGUUGUUAUCACAAGAAGCAGUAAUGUUUAUGGACCACAUCAAUAUCCAGAAAAGGUUAUUCCAAAGUUUAUUUCUUUACUACAACAUAACAGGAAAUGCUGCAUUCACGGAUCAGGGCUUCAAACAAGAAAUUUCCUUUAUGCUACUGAUGUAGUAGAAGCAUUUCUCACUGUCCUCAAAAAGGGGAAACCAGGUGAAAUUUAUAACAUUGGAACCAAUUUUGAAAUGUCAGUUGUCCAGCUUGCCAAAGAACUAAUACAGCUGAUCAAAGAGACCAAUUCAGAGUCUGAAAUGGAAAAUUGGGUUGAUUAUGUUAAUGAUAGACCUACCAAUGACAUGAGAUACCCAAUGAAGUCAGAAAAAAUACAUGGCUUGGGAUGGAGACCUAAGGUGCCUUGGAAAGAAGGAAUAAAGAAAACAAUUGAAUGGUACAGAGAGAAUUUUCACAACUGGAAGAAUGCAGAAAAGGCAUUAGAACCCUUUCCAGUACAACCUCCAUUUACCUAGUCAGGACAGUUUUCAGUGAAAGAAGAAAAUUAUCCUACCUCGACAAGUGAUUCGAAAUCAAGUGACCAAAUGAAGUAUCCUCUUUUCAUAUGGAAUUAAAUUCAUGACUUUUGUAUAAAAUUCAAAUCCAAAAUGCCUCAAUCUUUGGAAUACAUUCAGUAUUGGCACAGGAUUUAAAUAUCAAAAUUCUGUCAGAAACCCUUUCUCGUGGAAAUUAGGAAACAGUAGGCAUAGAAAGACUCUCCCCAGGAGUGGACCAGGAAGGAGAAGCCCCCUGGUUCUGAGAACAAGGACUGGCAGUGGCACUGGGCAGAUGGCACCUUCGCUGGCUUUGAACUCAGUCAGCCUCCCAGCCUUUCCCAAUGCCUAGAAAGUCUCUGAAGUUUUCAUUUUUAGGCAAUAUAGGAUGAGUUUUAUGCCCUAAUUCUUCUUUUUUUUAAGGUCUGAUAUGGUAUAAUUGCUUUAAAAAUGG
Propithecus coquereli (Coquerel's sifaka) is the source of this 1507-nucleotide messenger RNA. RefSeq names its product TDP-glucose 4,6-dehydratase (gene TGDS). NCBI's taxonomy places the organism in Eukaryota, Metazoa, Chordata, Mammalia, Primates, Indriidae. Gene Ontology annotation, biological process: nucleotide-sugar metabolic process. The record is from RefSeq and is a predicted model, not a curated record. Gene Ontology annotation, molecular function: dTDP-glucose 4,6-dehydratase activity. The transcript has 12 exons. Bases 1 to 1035 code for a protein of 344 amino acids.